Molecule: messenger RNA, 5537 nt
Organism: Scleropages formosus (Asian bonytongue)
Lineage: Eukaryota; Metazoa; Chordata; Actinopteri; Osteoglossiformes; Osteoglossidae
Gene: nisch
Product: nischarin
Exons: 21
Coding region: 214-4425 (1403 amino acids)
Cellular component (GO): cytoplasm
Molecular function (GO): phosphatidylinositol binding; integrin binding
Source: RefSeq, a predicted model, not a curated record
UUAGAACUGUUCGUGUCCGUGACAGGGGCUACGAAUAAAGUUUGUCCUGUUGAAUGAGCCCUACAGCUGAGAAGCACAACAAAGAUGGCGUUAAGGGGACAUUAAAUUUUUUAUUUUUUUUUCCCUGUUUGUAAAUAUGACAUUUAAAAAAAAUGUCAUCCGGCGAUUCCGUUCGCACAGUUUGUAGAUCCUUUGCUCUUUGAAAGUCGCGUUAUGGAGCGCACGGCGUUCCCGGACGACGCAGCCGUCCAGAGGAGGGUGCGGAUCGUGGGCUCGGAGCUGGUGGAGAACUACACAGUUUACAUUAUUGAAGUUACAGUGGGGAGUCAUCAGUGGAGCAUAAAACAUCGGUACAGUGAUUUCCAUGAGCUCCAUGAAAAGCUGACAGCAGAGAAGAAAAUUGACAAAAAUCUGCUACCACCUAAGAAGAUGAUCGGGAAGAAUUCCAGAAGCUUGGUGGAAAAAAGGCAAAAGGAACUGGAAGUGUACCUUGAAACCCUGCUAGUAAAAUUCCCUUUCGCUGCUCCAAAAGUACUUUCUUGUUUCCUGCAUUUCCAUUUUUAUGAAAUAAAUGGAAUUACAGCUGCUUUGGCUGAGGAGCUGUUUCAUAAAGGCGAGCAGCUCCUUGUUGCUGGAGAGGUCUUCCUGUUGCGUCCACUCCAGCUGUAUGCCAUCACACAGCAGCUGCGUCUGGCCACGCCCACCUGUGCCAAUGGCGAUGCCAAGGCCGACCUCGGACAUAUACUGGACUUCACCUGUAGGCUCAAGUAUCUCAAGAUUCCAGGUACCAGGGGGACAGUGGGCACUAGUAACAUUCAGGAACACCUGCUCCCUUUCGACCUGUCUAUCUUUAAGUCCCUCCUCCAGAUUGAGAUCAGUCACUGUGAGUCUCAGCAAAUAAAGGGGCUCCCGUCGUUGAAGCCAUCCCUGGCGACCAUGAGUAUACACUACUGUGCAGCUUCCAUGAAGGACAUCCUGGUCCCAGAAGCUUCAGAGUUUGCCCAAUGGGAGGUGGAAGGUGUGGCUUCAGACUGCCCGGUCACUGCGGUCAUCCCCACUUGGAAGAUGCUGACCACUCUGGACAUGAGCCACAAUAGUUUGAAGUGCAUCGAUGAGUCAGUAAAGCUGAUACCAAAAGUUGAGUUCUUAGACCUGAGUUACAAUGACCUCACUCUUGUGGAAAACCUGCAGCAUUUGUAUAACCUGAUCCACCUGGACCUGUCCUACAACAAGCUGACCACCCUAGAGGGUGUCCACACCAAACUGGGCAACAUUAAGACCCUUAACCUGGCUGGAAAUCAGCUGGAGAGUCUCUUGGGCCUCAACAAGCUUUAUUCCCUCGUCAACCUGGAUCUGAGCAGCAACAAAUUAGCACAGCUGGAUGAAAUAAAGAACAUAGGAACCCUUCCCUGCUUGGAGAAGCUCUCCCUCACAAACAACCCCAUGUGCAUCAUACCAGAUUACAGAACCAAGGUUCUGGCCCAGUUCUGGGACAGGGCCUCCGAGGUGUGCCUGGACCGCACACCGACUACAGAGAAGGAGCUAGACACUGUGGAGGUGCUGAAAGCCAUCCAGAAAGCCAAAGAAGCCAAGGACAGGAUGGCUAACAGUGAAAAAAAGAUCAGUGAGGACUGCAGAGCCCCCACUGGUGAAACGCCUUCAUCUUCCUCCUGCUGCUCGCUUGCUGCUCCGCCUUCCUCUCCCCCUCAACCCCCGUCGGCCAGCUCCAGCCAAGAAAUAAUUUGUAAAGAAGAAAACAAUCAAAUUGUGACUCCUGUGGAUUCCUUGAACACCCAGCGAUGCAACUUUUUUCACGAUUCCUCUUGUGAGGAAACACUGCAGAUUACACAGCAACUUCCUUCCUGUUUGUCUCUUGAAAUCACCACCGAUCAGCAGAUUAGCUGCUGCGGCUGUGUGGAAGACUGUGCUGUGUGGCUGGAUGCCCGCAGCGUCCCUGUGGUACCCCUGGCUCUCAUCUCCUACACAGCUGCCAGCUUGGAACUCGCAGCAGAGCUAUCAGCACUCGUAGGCAAGGCUGCGAGGGAACUGGAGAAGGAGGUGUGUUCAGAAAGAGACGGGUUGAGUGUGGAGGGGGCGGAGCCAGGCAGCCCGGGGUCUGGAGAUGGCUAUUUUGAGGUCAGCCGGGGCUCCAGGGACACCUGCCAGGCUGGAGGCCCUCAAGCCGCACUGGAAGAGCCUGGUCCAGGACCCGUGCGUGUUAGCAAGGUGGUGUGGGCACUCGGGGUGCGUGUGGGCCCCAGCACCAGACACCUGCUUGCCUGCGUCGUGCUCACAGAGCCGUGGCUGGCUGUGUUCCGGGUGCGCAACGGAGAGCAGCCCCUUGGUGUUGCCGACAUUGUGGCCGAACUGGAAGCAGAGCUGCUUGUGCCCUACACUGACAUCGAGGCUGUCACCCUGGACGUUCCAGACCUGUGCCUCUCCUUGAAGGUCAGGCCCAGUGGUGUGAUCCUCUACCUCCUCUCAGACUCUCAGAGCCUGAUGGAAAUGCACGCCCACCUCUCCACACUGGUGACUGGAUCUCCUCCAGAGCCACAGGGGGGCACUGCCACCGCACAGGCACAGCUUAUUCGUCAGCUCUUGAACCCAUGGGAGUAUGAGGCAAAUGACUAUGUGGUCAAGGGAGCUUUCCCUGCUCACCUGCUGCACUCUGCCAAGGUGACUUCCGAGGGCCCCCCGUGCUCUGAUGUGCCGUCGGAGAUGUGGUCCUCUGGGGUCGAUGAGGGCUCAGCCUCCCUACCUUGUGUCCUCUUCCUGACCCCUCGCCACCUCUGCAUCCUCAGGCUAGAUUUUGCCACUUUGGCUGGUGGCCCCCGCUCCUCCAUGAGGCUGAGUCGUGUCCCCCUGGCAUCCGUGUUGGUGCACCCUCGCCAGGCUUGCUAUGGCAGCGGCCCCCCACCUGAGCGCGGGUUCCGCGAUGGCCACGUGCUUGAACUCCUGGCUGGGCGAGAGCUGGUCACAGCUGUUUUCCUUUUGCCUCAUGACAAGUUCCUUUUCCUGAGCCUGUUCAGUCAGCUCCGCUCAGGCCUCAGGGACAUCAAGACAGUAGCAUUUCUGCAAGCGAGACUGUGCCACAGGAAGAACAGGAACCACCAGAUGCAUGUGGAAAGGACCCAGAAAGUCCCAGUGAACAGCCUUCCACCAGCUGUCCAGAGGCCCCGCCUGAAGCUCUCCCUACUGCAUCCUGACAGCAGUCUGACCCGGAGGCUCUCAGAGGAGAACCAGUGCCCCUCUCACCUGGCCCUUUCCCCAUCUCUGGGGUUCCUGUCUGGCCGACAGGGGGAUGAGUUGCUGGAGUUCUUCCACAGCAGUGUUGCAGAGGUGGAGAACGAGGAGCUUGCCCACGUCCUGUGGUCUUCAGUGCUGUUUUACCAAUUCCCCGACCUGGAGCUGACUGCCUGCAUCAUGCUCUCAACCAAGGCACUCUACUUCAUCCUGGAUGACUCUGCAGCCACGCUCAGUGGUCAAGCAGUGCUGUGGAACUGGCAGCCCACUGAAGACCAGGAGGCAGACUUCAUCAUCUCCUACUGCUUUGCCAUGAAGUUGCAAGACCUUCACAGUGUGAAUGUGGGGCUCUUUGACCAGUACUUCAGAGUGGUUGGGCCGUCGCCCAGUCAUGUCAUUGCCUGUCUGACUCGAGACAGCUACGGCACACACCGCUUCCUGCAGCAGCUCAUGGCUGUGCUUUCCUCACUGGAGAAGCUGCCCUCACCAGAGCCCCCCGAGCAAGAUUUCUAUAGCCAGUUUGGCAAGAACAACACAGGGAAGAUGAAGAACUACGAGCUGGUGCACUCGAGCAAAGUGAAGUUUGUGUACCCCAGCGAAGAGGAGAUCGGUGAUCUGACCUUCAUCGUGGCAGAGAAGAAGAGCAGCUGUGGACACUCGCGGGCCUUCAAUAUCCUCCUAUACGUCCUGGCCUUCCAGGUUCAGAGCUCAUACCCUGGGCCGGGCACCCCUCCAGAGCACCACCUCCAGCCUAAGACACUCAUCCUCACAAGUACUGAUGUCUUCCUCCUGGAUGAGGAUUAUAUCAGCUACCCGCUGCCCGACUUCGCCAAGGAGCCGCCGCAGCGGGAUAAGUACCGGCUGACAGAUGCACGGCGCAUCCGGGACCUUGAUCGGGUGCUCAUGGGCUAUCAGACGUAUCCACAGGCCCUCACGCUGGUCUUUGAUGACAUCCCAGGACCUGACCUGCUUUGCCAUCUCACCUUGGACCACUUUGCAGAGGAAGGCAGGGCCGGGGGCUGGGGUGGAGCCCGGGCCAGUCGCCCCAGCGUAGACCAGAGUGAGGUGCAGUGGUGUGUGUUUGUGCCUGGAGCAGACGCGCGCGAGCGUCUCAUCUCACUGCUGGCCCGCCAGUGGGAGGCACUGUGUAGCCGGGAAUUGCCGGUGGAGCUCACAGGCUGACGGACACCAAACACGCAUUCCACAGAAAAGGCCAGAACCUCCCUCAGUCCCCAAGAACUCUGAACAACCAUUUUCUGUUUGUACUUAUAUUGUUUUUGUACUAUCUCCUCAUAGUGCAUCCUGGGAAUUUUACAGAGUCCACAAGAGUUACAUAUUUAUUGUUUUCUUGGCCAAGACUAACUUGCCUCACGCUGCUUUAAACCUGUGUCAUGUCUGCUGCUAUGUACAAUCUGCAAUAUGUAAAUUAUUAAAGUGCAUGUUUGGCUAUGUAAUCUAGUAUUUCUAUUUAAAUGGUAUUAUUUCAUUCAAUAUAAUGAAAUAGUUUAUCAGUGUUUUUGACAUGGAAGGUUGAUUAACUUGACCUUUUAAAAUGGUGUUUUUUUUUUUUUUUUAAAUUUUAUGACAUGAAACAAUGUGGUAAAUGUUAGGAAGUGUCGUUGCUGAAGAGUUUACUUUGUUUUUCCAAGGGAUGCCCUAGAUUGUCUCUAUUUGCUUAUACUUGCAUUUAAAUUCUACAUGAAACCUAAAAGAAGCCUCUUUCAUUACGUUGUUUACAUAAUCUCCAGGUCAGUGAUUUAAAGUCUCUUUAAAAAUCACUGCACUGAUGGGGAAUUGAACAUGCUUUUUUUUUUAUUAACUACUAAAAAUGUUGAAAUAAGUGUAAUAACCACAGAUUCAUAUCCAUAAAGGGCAGAAUAAGAAGUAAACAGCUUCACUUUCCCUCGGCGGUGAGUCUGCUGUAGGAUUGUCAAUGUCUGCGGCACUGUGAUUCGGCUUCUCCAUAUGUCGCCGUGUGUGGAGAGGCCGUACACGUAUUGCACCCAUUUUAUACAUAGAGAUGCAUAAAUAAAUUUAUUGAAUUAACACAAGUGAAAUUGUCCCCUUUAAUGGUGUCCUUGUUGGAACAUGGAAGCCCUUAAUGAUGUUCUCGUUUGAAAUGCUACCUGGAUGUUGGAAGAAAACAGGAAACAUCUUCUCCUCCCUGGCAGAUGCAGGGGCUUAAAGUUUGAAGUGCAAUGACCUUUAAUCUCAUUACAGCCUCCUCACCCUGAAAUUUACGGGCAAAACUGGGACCGUUCUGUUCAUAACCUGUUAUGUUCAUUAGUAUUUAC